GAAAGUCUUGGUUGGCAACGCGCGUCCGUUGGCCAACCUGCACUUUUCCACUUUCCGUCGGUGUCGCCUUUCGUGAUCAGUACGCAUUUCAGGUGGGGAGACGCUGUUGGUCGAUUUCGCCAGAGUUUCUGUCGCCAUUAGUUUUUUUCUCUGCCUUUGGAAGAGGGGCCACCCAGUCCGGCGCAACUUCGGACGCCUCCCGUUCGAAAUCCAUCCCAAGGGCGAAAGGGAUCUCUAUUAUUCAUUCAUUUUAAAUACAAAAUCUCUUGAUCAAGAGACAACACUAGUGACACUCAGUUUUUACAGAAAGACCCAGAAAUUUCUAUUUUCAAUUGUCUUUGUCGAACGACAAAAAAAUUUUGGUUUUUCUUCCCUGUAUUUUUUUUGUCGAUAUUGUAAAACUGCCCUGACGGUUCCCGUUGAGAAAAGGGGACGUCUGAAGGUUUUUUCAACAUUCCUCGGAUUUAACAACACUCAAGUUCUAGAAAUGGCGGAGGAUUUUGUAGAAGCAAUGCUGGAAGCUCCAUACAAAAAAGGGGACGAUGGUACCAGUUCAAGAUCACUCAAAGAAAAUGGAACAUCUGGCAGCCACAAGUCAUCGAAAAGCAAACACAGAGAUCGUUCAAGGUCACGUGAGCGUCGUCAUGGCAGCCGAGACCGCAGGAAAAAAAGUAAGAGCCGCGAUAGGGAGAAGAGGAGUCGCAGCAGGGAGCGCAAACGCCGCAGUAGUCGCAGUAAGAGUCGAGACCGCAAGAAAAGGAGCAGGAGCAGAAGUAGGGAUAGGCCGAGAAGGAAAAGGUCGUUGACGCCACUUCUGCUUCCUGGAAGGAAAGAGCCUUACAUCAAAUACCGCAAGUCUCCACCUCUCGGAAUUCCCCCUCUCGAUGACCUCUCUCCAGAAGAAAGGGAUGCAAGAACUGUUUUUUGUAUGCAGUUGUCCCAGAGAGUUCGAGAAAGAGAUUUAGAAGAGUUUUUCUCGUCAGUUGGCAAGGUUCGUGAUGUCCGGUUGAUCACAUGCAAUAAGACGAGAAGGUUUAAAGGUAUUGCAUAUAUAGAAUUUAAAGAUCCCGAAUCAGUGCCUUUGGCUUUGGGCUUGACCGGGCAAAAGCUGUUGGGAGUUCCUAUUCUUGUGCAACAGACGCAAGCAGAGAAAAACAGGACGGGCAACUCCAUGCCGAAUCUCAUUCCCAGAGGGAUGCCAGGUCCCAUGCGUCUUUACAUUGGCUCGUUACACUUCAAUAUCACCGAGGACAUGUUGCGCGGAAUUUUUGAGCCUUUUGGCAAGAUUGACAGCAUCCAGUUAAUGACAGACCCGGAAACAGGAAGAUCCAAGGGUUACGGUUUUAUAACAUUUCACCACUGUGAAGAUGCAAAGAGGGCCCUAGAACAGUUGAACGGGUUCGAAUUAGCCGGCCGACCAAUGAAGGUAGGUACGGUGAACGAGAAGAUGGACAUUGCACACACCUUUGCGUCACAUAUUGAUACCGACGAGCUGGAUAGGUCAGGGAUCGAUCUUGGAGCGACUGGAAGGUUACAACUUAUGUUUAAACUGGCAGAGGGAACUGGAAUGCAAAUACCUGCAGCUGCUGCUUCAGCGUUAAAUGUAGCCGGCGGUAUGCCAAUGGGAGCAAAUGCCACACCACCGAUAGCCACACAGUGUUUCAUGCUGUCUAACAUGUUUGAUCCAGCAACGGAGACAAACCCGAGCUGGGACAUUGACAUUAGAGAUGAUGUCAUAGAAGAGUGCAACAAGCACGGCGGCGUCCUGCAUGUUUACGUCGAUAAAAAUUCAGCCGGGAAUGUGUAUGUCAAGUGUCCAACAGUAAAUACAGCUGUUAAAGCUGUGAAUUCGCUUCAUGGGAGAUGGUUUGCUGGUCGAGUUAUAACAGCUGCAUAUGUUCCUCUUAUCAACUACCAUAGCUUAUUCCCUGAUACGAUGACAGCCAACACGCUUUUAUCUACAUCUGCAAGGCGAAAUUUAUAACCAUAUCAAAAGAAACACCCCUCUUCUGUACAUAAGAUUUUUUUCAGUUAUGUUCACUAAAGCCAUAUUUAACUUUUAUACCAAAAACUGUUUACAUUUAUUUAUAUCUGAAAAGUGAAUAUGUAAUGAUAAUAUAUAGACUCUUAACACAACAAAUGUUAGGUACAUAUUCUUUUUUCACUUUUUUUUUCUUUAUUAGAAUUUCAUUUUGACACUUUUUUGUUAUCAUUUUUGAGAUGUACCUAUUAGUUAUUUUAACGUAAAAUUUGGAAGGUGAAUAUUAAUAUGUGUAAAUUAUAUUUUGAAUAAAACUGAAGUUUUGUUAUUUUUAUCAAA
Molecule: messenger RNA, 2320 nt
Organism: Cimex lectularius (bed bug)
Lineage: Eukaryota; Metazoa; Arthropoda; Insecta; Hemiptera; Cimicidae
Gene: Caper
Product: RNA-binding protein 39
Exons: 11
Coding region: 488-1984 (498 amino acids)
Biological process (GO): mRNA processing
Cellular component (GO): nucleus
Molecular function (GO): RNA binding
Source: RefSeq, a predicted model, not a curated record